Lentinula edodes (shiitake mushroom) is the source of this 1110-nucleotide messenger RNA. RefSeq lists its product as uncharacterized. NCBI's taxonomy places the organism in Eukaryota, Fungi, Basidiomycota, Agaricomycetes, Agaricales, Omphalotaceae. Bases 210 to 836 code for a protein of 208 amino acids. The transcript is spliced from 3 exons. The record is from RefSeq and is a predicted model, not a curated record.
CAUGACAGCCGCUUUGACCGUUCCAUUUCCGGCAUUACAUUUGCAGCUUUGACCCUUGGUAACCUCUUUUUUGACCUUCAUUUUAUUCAAAUCUUGAACAGACAAUGGUCGAUGGGCCAACGAUGACCAACCCUGCGAGGGUCUUUAAACAUUGUUGAACUGGUAUAUAAUCAUGGCUCUCGUCCUUCUGAAACUAUAUUUCGAUUGUCAUGCUAUUCAAGAAACACAGCAACUCGGAACAAUGCAGUAUAUCUAGACGAGCCUCAAGACGAGGUCUCACGAGGGAGUUGCGUUGUCAUUCCAACGACGUUUCUGAUCUGGUUGGGUCUGACACUGCCGACGACGACGAACACACUAUAUCUGCGUUUGGUGACGUGGCCGCCUCCGAGAUCAAUUUCAUCCGCUGCUCAUCUCCCGACACCCUCGAACUUCCGAGACAGAAUUCCUCUCCCAUCAUUAAGCGGCCUUCACCUCCUUCGCGUCGGAAAGCCUACAGCGACCUGGAUGACUUCGCAGCCCUCUGCGACAGCCUGCGUGUAGUCCAAGACCACGCACGACUCACUAGUGACCACACCAAAUUGCACUCGCAGCCUUUCGAGCAACAGGUCUCGCAUGUUCUGAGCGAGUCCCAAGUACCCUCUUACAGUGGUCCCAUCCGAGUUACUCGAACCCCGAAGUCCCAGGCGCGACAGAUCAAGGUUUCACCUCCCGUCACUUCUCAUCGGGAGUAUGAUUUGCCAGGACCACUACGCAACGCUGAGCUCCGUGACAGGAGCCCACCUCUUCCUAGUUUCGAACUGUAUAUUCCGGGGUCCUCCUGGGAUACAUCAUUCUGAGUUUGGCGCAUGCCAGUUCUACGCCUUUCUAAGCAUCAUUGUAUAUAAUGUGUAUUUAACGCUGGACGUACCAUUCCUUUCUUGCAUUCACACGACGGUUAGUCUAGUCACUCAUUCAUGUACCUUUAAUCGCAUCAUCCUCUUCCACUGUGAAGCAGACUCUUCGUCCCGUCGCGUAAAAGACGCAAUUUGACGUGACGAACGUAAAUAUAUAAAUGAGCUCUGUGAGCGCAAAACCGCAUUCACCUUUCUCCGCCAAUCCUGCCAAUGCUAC